Molecule: messenger RNA, 1089 nt
Organism: Penicillium manginii
Lineage: Eukaryota; Fungi; Ascomycota; Eurotiomycetes; Eurotiales; Aspergillaceae
Exons: 1
Coding region: 1-1089 (362 amino acids)
Molecular function (GO): protein binding
Source: RefSeq, a predicted model, not a curated record
AUGGGCCUCUCUGAACUGCCUCCCGAAAUUCUAUGGAUCAUUGCAUUCCCUUAUUUGCACCAGAGAGACACUUACGCCUUGAUUAGAACGAAUCGGCAUCUAUAUCAUGCGCUCAGAAAGUGUCUAUGCCUUUGGAAUGCUCGGUAUAACCACGGAUCGGCCAUUUCUGCUGCUUCAGAGCAUAACAUCAUUCCCCACAUCAGAUGUAUCUUACAGGGAUUACAGGCUGCCCACAAUGAGGAUCACUCACCUCCCCGAGAAGCGACCCGUGGGCCGAGGUCCCAGGUGGAUCGUUAUUAUGACUCAGAGGAGGACUCAGAAGAGGAGGAGGAGGAGGAGGAGGAGGAGGAGGAACCCUGUGAAGAAGAUCCUUACUGGAGAGAUAUCUACGCCCAUCCUCUUCUUUCAAAAGGAUACUCUGUUUUGGCUAUCAUCAAUAUCCAGCAUGCCCUGGUAGUAGCUGCUCAAGCCGGUCAUAUCAAGGUCAUCGAGAUCCUGCUGGAUUUUGGCGCGCAGGUCAAUUUCUACAGAGGUCAUUUUAAAAAUCCACUUCCAAAACGCAGGAUACGAUUCCAUAGUAUCGGGUUUCAAGUUCCUAUUGAUAACCCGCCUCUAUUUACAGCUGUACAGUACGGACACGUCGAAGUGGUCGGCAAUUUGCUCGCGCGUGGUGCUGAUCCACAGCUAUAUACACCUUCGCCGUUAUACCGUGCCGUUGAAGAUGACCGUCGGGAUAUCAUUUCUCUUCUGCUGAAAUUGGAUGUGCGAUCCCAGAAAGCAGCUUUGAAACUUGCUGUGUUACAAGAGGACUGUUCCAUGGUUCAAUUUCUUCUCUGUGGCGUGGAAGCUCCAGAGAAUGGGAAUGCUGGCCUGUUUGUUGCUGAGAUGAAAGGCUUUAAGGAUAUAGUUAGCCUGCUGAAGACUCAUGGGGUGAGUAUCGAUGCUCUCGACGAAUGUGACAAGGAUGACUGGGAGAAAGAAGAUGGAGACGGCGCCGUUCGUUUUCAUUACUAUAUGAAGCCUCAACAGUGCAUGGGUGAUCAGGCAGGCAUUGAUGAAGACUCAGAUGAGUCAGAGCUCGAUAAUUGA